Messenger RNA from Stegastes partitus (bicolor damselfish), 2687 nucleotides. RefSeq names its product zinc finger protein 385A-like. The transcript has 8 exons. The record is from RefSeq and is a predicted model, not a curated record. Gene Ontology annotation, molecular function: zinc ion binding; nucleic acid binding. The coding region runs from base 349 to 1623 and encodes 424 amino acids. Gene Ontology annotation, cellular component: nucleus. NCBI's taxonomy places the organism in Eukaryota, Metazoa, Chordata, Actinopteri, Pomacentridae.
CAGAGAGAGAUUACAAGCAAUCUGAGAGAAGGUGGAUACAGAGAGAUAAAGGAAGAUGAAGAAGGUGAACGUCAAGAUGCUUGCUGUUUGAUGCAGCUACACUGUGGGCAUGCGGCUGCCUGCACCGAGUGUUUCCCUCUCCACUCUCCAGCUGACUGGUGCGAGUCCUGCACUCAUGUCGCUGAGUGCUACUUUGUUUAUCUCUCCACAAUAGCGUAACAAUUUAUUUAUUCAACUCAGAGAGGAGACUGUAUCUUUAUGUUACUUUAUGCUGGCUGACACACUUACCUCUGGACUCUCUACUGGACAAAGGAUCACUUUGAGCAUCGUGAAGAACAGAGGCGGUCGAUGUGGGGCUCAGGAAGUGUAAACCGACCAGGGCCGGUCCCUGCCUUCCUCAGGAGCCCGCCUGUCAUCCCACCCCCGCUGGACAUGAAGCCCUUCCUCCAGUUCCCUCUGGAGUCGCCUCACCCGGCCAGCAUCGGCCUCUUCCACAACUUCAAUACGAUGGACCCUGUCCAGAAGGCAGUGAUGACGCACACCUUCGGGCCACCUAUGGUGAAGACAAAGCGGCCAAUCAUCUCCUGCAACGUCUGUCAAAUACGUUUCAACUCAGAGAGCCAAGCAGAGGCCCACUAUAAGGGGAACCGCCACGCUCGCAGGGUGAAGGGGAUCGAGACAUCCAAGACACCUCGUCUGCAAGAUGGUGACAAGCAGAACCCUCCCCCUCCUGCUUCGCCCUCCCCACCCGGCCCUUUGCCAUCCAGUCCUGAGCCUGAUCCUAAUCAUAAUAAGCAGGACGACACUCAAUCCUGUCCCAACUCUAAAGAGCCACCUUUGACCCCCAGCCGCCUCCCAACACCCACACUGAGCUCCGCAGACACCGAGUGCGCCCUCCUGCCUUCUGUCAGCACGCCUUUGCCGUCCUCUCCCUCCCCCUCUGCAGCCCUCAGUACCCCCCCUGCUGACCCAGCAGCGGCUGGUCUCCCUGACACCCCGUCCCCAGCACCCAGCCUGUCUUCAGGAGAGUCAGAGGAGGAGAAAGCCAAGAAGCUUCUCUACUGCUCCCUGUGCAAAGUUGCUGUUAAUUCCCUUUCUCAACUGGAGGCACAUAACAAAGGUACCAAACAUAAAACUAUCCUGGAGGCUCGAAGUGGACUGGGACCCAUUAAAGCGUAUCCACGCUUGGGUCCUAAACCCAGCCCUGAGCAGGGAGGGGAGCUGUCCUCUGACCCCAACACUCAGGAACGUACCUUCCACUGUGAGAUCUGCAACGUCAGAGUCAACUCUGAGCUGCAGCUGAAACAACAUAUAUCCAGCCGGAGGCAUCGGGAUGGAGUUGCAGGGAAACCUAAUCCUCUUCUCAGUCGGCACAAGAAGCGCACAGACUUUAUGGAACUUCCAAAAACUCUGGGGGCCGGACUUUUACCAAAUCCCCUCGCUGUUGCUGCAGCGAUGGCAGCGGCGGCAUCCUCAAAUCAGCUGGCACUGCGUCCUCCAGGCCCGGCUUCCCACCCUCACCCCCAUCACCACCUCCUACAGGGAACACAUCUCAGCCUGCUGAGGCCGGCCCCGGGCCCCAUCCGCACCACACACGGGCCAAUCCUCUUCACUCCUUACUAAUGGUGAAAGAAAGAGAACGAAUCAGGAAGAAGCACACUGUGAAUUGGAGGCCGGAGACUUUGUGCCAUCAAGAGCCAAAUCGGCUGGUGUGGCUCCAGCUGGUGUUUCAUUAUAUUUAAAAAAAACAGUGAAUAUAAACACGACUCUUCAUGGUGCAUUGUGUAGAGAUGUUUGUUUCCAUCCUCUCCAGUUUCCCUUCAUCACUCUCGUCACUAUCUGCCAACGAUCACACCGAUUCUGCAGAUACUCUGAAGAGGAACUUAUACAGUUUCCAUCGAGCACGGACUUCUUUGAGCAUCCACCAAUCUUCAACUGACUAAAUAUCUUCAUCUAUUAUGUGAUCCAUAGCCUCAGACUCAAAACCCUACCUCUCUUAUGUUUUUAAUGCUCAUCUCUGCAAAGACUCAUCACGUAUCCAAAGCAUUAAUGUUAUCAAACAUGCCCACUGGGGUUAGACAUAGUAGCUGCCUCUGAAGUUAGUUGGCAUCAUACCGUAGCUGUCACCCUAUAGAGGACUGUACCACUGUAAAGUUCUGCUUUUGUGGCCUAUGAAGAGAAAAAGGUACCCACAAUUCCCACACUAUUUCUGCAGUAUCUGGCAAACUUUCUUUGCAAGCUAUGUCUGCAUUUUCACAGCUACCCUAUGUGAUCUAUCUUUACCUCUGCAGGGUGCAAACAGGAAGUCAAAGAGGAACAACAAGUGGGUACCAAUUACGCAACGUCUUAAAAAUGAAGUCAUGCGCACAUUAAUUACAUUUGUGGUUUGACAAAUGUGGAGUUGUUAUGAGGACGUAAUUGGCUACUGGUGCACUAUGCAGCUUUUAGAGUUUUUUGUCAUGGUGUGUGUUAAAUGCAGUAAGGCGGGAGAAAAUAAUAAGCAGAUAACAAGAAGAAAACCCCAUGCGACAUUAGUUCCUCUCUGUAAGAUAUGAUGCCACCAGUCAGACUGUUUCUCCAAUCAUCUCUAAAUGACCACUGAGAGCAAGCGUGUGGAUAAAAGUCUCACAAAGCACACAAGUAAAAGUCUGUGGUGAGAAACCUACAUGUCCUAAAUACAUUUAAAA